AAGAGGAGCAGAGGUGGGAGCUGCGGCGACCUAAGCGCGGAAUGAAGGCGCGAGAAUGCGCACUGUGCGUACGGUGCAGACGCUCCGCCGCUUUUACGCAGUCGCGCGCGACGAGGAGUGAUUUACCGUGAGGAGGAAUUCCGCAGAAUCCUCUCUGAAUUCUGACUUUUUCUGCCUGAUACAGAAAAAAAAAACUUUCCCUCAAAAGUAUAACCUUCACUAACCAGCAGAGAUGAGGCUGAACUUCUCCACCAGUUGGAUUUUUCGAGGAUGGAUCGUGUGUCUGUUCUUCGGCUUUUACGCGCAGAAUGUGGUCUCCAAGUCCGUUCAGUGUGGCAAGAAGCAGUACCUCAGGGGUACAAAGUGCUGUGACAAAUGUGGACCAGGCCUCCGAGUAUUUUCUGAUUGCUCUGAUAAAAAACUGACGAUAUGUCAAAGCUGUGAUCGUGGUGAAUAUCAGCCCGGCUGGACGGAUGAAAUGCGCUGCUUGCAGCAGAAGUUCUGUGACACAGGAAAGGGCUUUAUGGUGAGACCCGAAAACCUGAAAGCAGAGGAACCGUGUCGCUGCCUUCCCAACUUGCAAUGCUCACCCAUCAACUGCGAGUACUGCGAGAGGAUUCCCACCUGCAGCGCUGGAUUUGGACUUGAGAUGGACCCCGAGUUGACUAAUGGAAGAAAGAUCUGUGUGCCGUGUCAAAAAGGCUUCUACUCCGCUGACACUAGCGCUGAGCCGUGCAAGCCGUGGACCAACUGUAAAGCGGAGGGUCGGAGUGAGACUCGGCCGGGCAGCGUUCAGGCGGACGCCGUGUGUGGACCUCCCGUCUCCACAGGCGCAGCGCCCCCGUGGGUUAUCGUGUCUGUGUUGUCGGUCAUCACUGUUCUCUGUCUGCUCAUCCUGCUCCUCUUCUGCUACAAGGACAAACUCAAAUUACUCUCUGUCAAUCUGCGGUCCUGUGUGCAGAAUCUGAAGAGGACAAGGAUCCAGCAGGAGACCCUGGCACCUCUUUACCACAGUGGAGGAGCAGGAGGAGGACCUGGAAGUCCCAAAUGUAAACCAUGUGAAACCACUGUCAUCUGCCAGGCCCCCUGCAGCCUCUCUGAUGACUCCUCAAGCACCUACCCCACCUCUGUUCCACAUGUCAAGGUGUCACUGCCUUUCACAGCAGAGGUGAUGGACAAAGAUGCACCAAAGAAGAAGACAUCGGUGGAGGACAAGAAAAAUGGAGCCGAAGAACCAGAUGAGAAAAAAGAGGAGACUGUUAGUGUGUCUCCUCUUUUAACAGGUUCUUGUGUGUGCGUUGUUCCCGUCCGCGAGCCUUUGGAAGUAGGUGAGAACGAGGACUGCAGCCAGGCUGUCAGUCCAGGAACUCUGGGAACCUGCUUCUGUGGGGGGCUGGAUGGAGAGAAGGAUGGCAAUAAGAGGGCCGAGGAGGAGAAAAAUCAGAGUGAAAGAGAAGGGAGUGCAGGAACGAGCAGAGACAAGGAAAAGACUAUUUCAACCGAGAGAGAGACAGGUGCUGAACGUCUCAUCUGUCUUUCUCCUGCUCCCCGUCACAACUCCUCUGUGAUCACUCCCUCCAGCACAGUUCCCGAAUGCUGCCUGCCUUUGUCCCAGGCUCAGCCAAAUUUGGAAUUCAAACCCCACCUGACUAACAGGUCACUCAUAAAACAUGAGGAGUUAUACAGUCGGACCAAAAUAGACUCCACCUCAACAGAGGACACCAUUACAACCUCUUCCAUGACCUCCUUCCGACAGUUGAUGACUUCUUCAUCUGUUGGAGAUCAAUACCUGGAGAAGAUCCCAGAGACUUCUAGCCAGGAGCAAAACCAGGAGCUUUGCUGGGGUAAUGCUAGUGAGAAAAUAAGCUCCUCAGGGGAUGCAGAGCUGGAGUGUCCCCCGGAGAGCCUCCAGAGUCAACUGACUGAAGCAGCCCUUACCUCAGGUCAGGUGACGGGGAACCACAACACCACCUUCAUCUCCAGCGGGCAGGUGAUGAACUUCAGCGGUGAAGUCAUCGUUGUCUACGUCAGCCAGACGUCUCUCAGCAGUGACGGGGCGGGGCUCGACGAUGCCUUUGGAAGCCCUGUCCAGGAACAAGCUGAUGAGACGGUUCCAUUGUUCCACAGUGGUCUCAGGUCAUCAGGGGACUCCAUUUCUCAUAACACAUUGCAAGAUGCAACGUUGCCAGUCCAAGAAGUGAUGGAGGAGCAGCUGCAGGCAAAGUGAAAAGGGACCAGUGACAUUUUUAGAACAGUGAUCAUCUCAGUAUGUCAAUUUCUUCCUUUUUUAAACACACCAGCUUCUCUUACCAAAACUAAAAGAAGCACCAGUAAAGUGCAUACCUCAACCAAAGCUGAAAAUAUCUUAUCAUGCAAUAUAUAUGUUUUUUUUUUGUCUGUGUGUGUGUGUGCGCGCGUGUGUGUGUCUUUUUGAUUUUCCUGAACUCACUCAUUUAUCUGAAUCCAGUACAGAAUUAUUGCAGAUCAGGACUUCAUCCAAAUUUCUUCACAAAAAGUAAAAACCACCAGCCUUGCAACAUUAUAUUAUUAUGAUUUUUUUUUUUUUUUGCCACCACUUUCUUUAUCCAGAUCUGGUCCCCAAAAAAUUGCUGGGCUAAAUUCCAGGGUCAGACCAAUCCAUUAACUAUUCAUCAUGUCCCAGCUUUGUUUUAUUUUAGAUUAUAUAUAAACUUAAAGCUAUAGUGUGUAUGAUUUUCUGCCAUCUUGUGGUGAGGCUGCAGAUUGCAUUAUGUUGUUGCUAGUCACAAUUAGUUCUCCUUUCACCCUUUAUCUUUUUUUGGUGACAGGGUUUCAUGGUCCCUUGUCUUCUCUUGUGAUAAACAGUCUCUCAUCUUCCAUUUCACCAAAAGGAGGAUUCUAAAACUUGCUAGCCUGCAUUAGCAACCAGUAGACAGCAUAUAGGGGAGCAACUACUAAGCCAACUUUUUUUUUUGUCAAUCUUCUGGACAUGCAAUCAAAUGCAAAACGUGGAGUAUGUAUGUCCCAUAUUGGCUACUGUAUCAGUGUGGUGGUCCAACAUGGCGGUCUCCAUGAGGGGGCCCGCUACCAUGUAGAUGUGAGGGAUCGUUCUAAGCUCAUGAAAACACAUUGAUUCGUUGUUGCAGGUGAAUUAUACACUAAUGAAUUGAUGGCUAUGAAUGAUAUAUUACAUUUCUGCUAAUAAACACCCUAAAUCCUACACACUGUAGCUUUAAAACACAAUAAUUCCAGAAUCUGAGUCCAGAACACCAUGCAUUUGAAGUUGGAGGACCAAACCUGAAUGGCAAGUCUUUUUGUGAAAUUUCAAAUAGUUGAAAGCCUGUUGCUAGGGAUGGAGGCCAAAAAUGUCAAAGAUGGAUGAAUAUCUCAAUAAUCAAUGAAUAAAAUUUGAAAAAUGUUUGGAAUGCAGGUCGAGAGCCAGAUGUGUCUCGUGUUGGAGGAAGACCAAGUUACACACACAUAUCACUAGAGUAAGAGGCCAACAUGAAUAAAAGGUCUUCUCUCCCAGUGGUGAAGAAAAAGUGUAGAAUCUGGCUCCGGAGCCAAAUCCAGCUGAUCUCAGGGGUCUGGACCUUGGUAGCUGAAUACUGUGUGUAAAAAGAUUUAAGCUGAUUUGAGUCGUGAGUUUUGCAACUUGAAAAGACACAGAGCAGUUUUCAACAUACAGAAGCAAAGAUAAGUGAACUUUCGGAGACGUGAGGCUUCAAAUCUAAAACCGUUAGUGAUUCUCUGGAACGUAAUCCAGUACUUUGUCCAAUUUCCCACAUUAGUCACUGAACCUUGUCUCAAACAUCUCUAAGUGCCUUGUUUUCAUUUUCCAGUGGAAAGCCGAUGUUUUUUUCAUGGAAAAUCCCUUCAUUCUAAACACUGACGGGGAAAUCUGUCCAGGAUGUGCAUGUGGAAACGCACUAAAAGAACUCUUGUGUUUUUGUCAUUGUUUGGACGUUACAGCUGGUAUAUAUAGAUCUCUGAUUUCCAUCUUUGUUUUUGAAGCCGGACAAUUUAAAAUACACAACACUCAUUCAUUCAUUUCAUGUUUGCACUUGGUACGCUCCUUUAAUUUAAUUUGAUAUUUGGAUGCUUUAAAGAGCUUCCAUUUGAAAAUUAAUUAGCCACCAAUUUGUAAAUAGUGGAGUUCAUGCAGAACUUUUACACAAUCAUGUAUUAAAGUCAAUUUAAAAGUGAUUUUAUGAACAAAAAUGAUUUUUAAAAUGUUCUGAAUUUCUGCCUUUCCCCUCCCUGGAAAUUCUAAGACUCCAUCAUCAGAAAAGGUUGAGACAGUAUGGAACUAGGGAGGAGGUGGAACAUCAACCCACAGUGAUUCCUUGAUUGACUUUGACUUCUGUUUCAUUGUAGGUAGUAUGAACCAAAGAUAUUUAAGGUUUCAUGUGGUCAUUUCAUUUGUUAAUAUACAUCUAUUCAUGCUUUAAGACUGACAACAAAUGCCAAAUAAUUUUGGGGCACUAAAGCAUUUACUGUUUUGUAAUGUUGCCAUUCUUUCUCAUAGAACUUAAGAUGUUUUUCAGGCAAUAUUUGACCCAAUUCUAUCUGCAAAUAUAUCUUAAGGCGUGCACCAGUACGCGAUUGUCGUUGCUGCAUUGUUUUGUUUCAAAGUUCUCCACGGGGGGCAGGUUAGGACUGCAGGCAGUCCAGUCCAGUACCUGUAGCCUUUUCUUCCACAGCCAUACCGUUGUAGUGUGUGUGCACAAUAUGGUUUUGUGUUGUUGAAAAAUGCAUGAACAUCACUGGAAAAUGUCAUCCUCAAGGCAGCAUAUGUUGCUCAAAACCUCAAUUUUCUGCAUUAAUGGUGUCAUCACAGAAGUGUAAAUUACCUUUGCUAAGGGCACUGACACAACCCCAUACAAUGACAGACCCUGGCUUUUGUGCUUGUUCCUUGUAACACUCGGGAUGGUCCUUUUGAUCCAGAGUACACAACAUCCAUUUCUUCCUAAAAAGAUCUGGAAUACUGAUUCAUCUGACCACAACACACAUUUCCACUAUGUGAUGGUCCAACCCACAUGCCUGUGACUCCAGAGAACUUCACACGAUAUCUGGACAGUGUUAACAUAAUGCUUCUUUUUUGCAUUAUAAAGUUGCAAGUGGUAAUUGUGAUUGUAAGUCUAUAUUGUAGUGAUUGCCAAAGGUUCCCCAAAGUAAUUCCUUGCCCAUGUGGUUGUAUCAGCUAUUGAUGAAUGGCGGUUCUUGAUGCAGUGCCGUCUGAGGGCUCAGAGAUCAUGGGUGUUCAGCUCAUGCUUGCACUCUUACCUAUUACACACUGAAAGUCUGCCAGAUUCCUUGACUCGUUUAAUGAUAUGAUGCAUUGUGAGGGAGAAAUAGGCGUAUCUUUUCCAGUCUUUCUUUGAGGAACAUUAACAUUUCAAGAAUUUUUCUCACACAUUUGUUGACAAACUGGAGAUCCUCUGUCCAUCUUACCCUCACAAAGACUCAGCCUUUCAUGGAUAUUGCUUUAUGUCAUUAAACUGCCAUGUCUCAACUUUGAUUUUAGAAUGUGUUACGGGCCCCAAAUGCAGGAAUGGAUGAAUAUUAACAAAUUAAUUGAAGUUGACCAUGCAAAACAUGAAAUACCCUGGGUUCAUAGUGACUGCGAUGAAACUGAAGUCAAUGUACAUGAAAGAAUGACUGUCUAAUCAUUUUCUGAUUUAGAGUUGUAUUUUGGUACGAUGUAUUCUCUUUGUUGACUUUUUUUGUUGUUGUUUUGUUUUAAUACUCUCUUCUUAUUGCACCACCAGUGCAGUUAAUGAAAAAAGAAAAAUGCUGUGCAUUUGUGAGCUACUUUAUGACUGGUUUGUUUUGUUUCAGUGCAUGUUAAUGUGCAAGCCUUAAUGAAGAAAAGACAGCAUGUUUAUUUUUUCUUCUUUUUGUUUGAGGUAAUUUUGCAAAGUAGAUUAUGAAUUAUUUCAGAGAGAUGUGCAUGUGAUCAGGGUCUGUAUAUAUUUCAGAAUGGGAAAAAAGCUUCUUUUCAUUUGUUUGUUGAUAUGAGGUGCAGAUUUUUUUAAUGACGGGAAAACGCACAGAUCAUAGGACUUUAAAGGGAUGUUUUAUAGUUACAAUCUUGCCGUAUCUAUGCAACCUUAAUAAUAAUUAUGUACAUAUCGAUCAGAAUAAUUGCAUCCAAUGACUGAAAGAGCACUUUGAUUGCAAUUAAAUAUGUUUUGCAUCAGA
This is a messenger RNA of Thalassophryne amazonica, 6183 nucleotides long. RefSeq names its product tumor necrosis factor receptor superfamily, member 11a, NFKB activator (gene tnfrsf11a). The transcript is spliced from 10 exons. The record is from RefSeq and is a predicted model, not a curated record. Gene Ontology annotation, molecular function: tumor necrosis factor receptor activity; cytokine binding. The coding region runs from base 233 to 2227 and encodes 664 amino acids. Gene Ontology annotation, cellular component: external side of plasma membrane. NCBI's taxonomy places the organism in Eukaryota, Metazoa, Chordata, Actinopteri, Batrachoidiformes, Batrachoididae. Gene Ontology annotation, biological process: ossification; multinuclear osteoclast differentiation; lymph node development.